This is a messenger RNA of Prunus dulcis (almond), 1095 nucleotides long. Its product is annotated as geraniol 8-hydroxylase-like. The transcript is spliced from 2 exons. The coding region runs from base 1 to 1095 and encodes 364 amino acids. Gene Ontology annotation, molecular function: heme binding; monooxygenase activity; oxidoreductase activity, acting on paired donors, with incorporation or reduction of molecular oxygen. Lineage: Eukaryota; Viridiplantae; Streptophyta; Magnoliopsida; Rosales; Rosaceae. The record is from RefSeq and is a predicted model, not a curated record.
AUGGAUUUCUUGAGUUUUUGUAUGGUCCUGCUAAGCCUUUUCUCUGUGUUGUUCUCAAUUAUUCAAGCUCUGCGAAGCAAAGCCAAUCCCAAAAGGCAUCUUCUCCCACCUGGACCAAAGCCAUUUCCCUUCAUCGGCAAUCUUCUAGAGCUUGGCAACGAACCCCAUCAAUCUCUCACCAAGCUUUCUCAAAUCUAUGGCCCCAUUAUAACUCUGCAACUAGGCCAAGUAACAACGGUGGUUGUUUCUUCACCAAACACAGCCAAACAAGUCCUCCAAACCCAUGACCAAUUCUUGUCCAACCGAACCGUCCCAGAUGCAAUCCAAGCCUGUGACCUUCGUCAGGACAGCCUGCCAUGGAUACCACCUUCAGCCAAAUGGAGAAGCCUUCGACAAAUAUGCAACUCUCAAUUGUUUGCCGCCAAAAUCCUCGACGCCAACCAACCCAACCGCUGCGUAAAAGUGCAAGAGCUCAUAUCUCAGGUCAACGAAAGUGCGAUCAAUGGUGAGGCGGUAGAUAUUGGAAGGGCCGCUUUCAAAACUACUCUCAAUCUGCUGUCUCGUACUGUUUUCUCAGUGGAUUUGGCUGACCCAAGUAGCGAGAUGGCUAGGGAGUUCAAGGAGACUGUGUGGGGUUUGAUGGAAGGGGCAGGGUCCCCAAAUGUAGGGGACUUUUUUCCUGUCCUUAGGAAAAUUGACCCCCAGGGCAUUAGGCGGCGCAUGAUCAAACAUUUCAACAAGAUGGAACAGCUCUUUGACCGCAUGAUUAGCCAAAGAUUGGCAUCAAGGAAAGCCCAUGAUUAUGUCAAAACCAAUGAUAUGUUGGAUACUCUUUUGAACAUCAGUGAAGCGAACAGUGAGGACAUGGACAAGACCAAAAUUCAACAUCUGCUCUAUUUGCCGGGCACAGAUACAACUUCAGCCACAUUGGAAUGGGCCAUGGCUGAGUUGCUACGCAACCCUGAAAAGCUGUCAAAAGCACAACAAGAGCUGGAGCAAAUCAUUGGCAAAGGAAAACCAGUAGAAGAAGCAGACAUUGCUCGACUUCCUAACUUACAAGCAAUAAUCAAAGAGACCUUAACUUACAAGCAAUAA